AUGAGUAAGCAAAAGCUACACUUAGCUUCAACUUAUUCUACCGCAAACCUUAGCGACAAAAAAUUGAAAGAAGAAGGAAACAGACUUUUUAGUUUGCGUCGUUACGAAGAUGCUAUGAAUUAUUAUACGAAGGCUAUAAUAAAGAAUCCCUCAGUUGCCACAUACUACACAAAAAGAGCACUAUGCCAUCUCAAAGUGGAGCGCUGGGAAGCCACUUGCCAAGACUGCCGCCGCGCACUUGACAUUGUCUAUGACCAGAUCAAGGGACACUUAUUUUUAGGACAAGCUCUGGUGGAACUUGAGUUCUAUGAUGAAGCUGUCAAACAUCUUCAUAGAGCCGAUGACCUUGCCAGAGAGCAAAAACUCAACUUUGGUGAUGAAAUUGCUGCACAGCUCCGUAUUGCCAGGAAAAAGAGAUGGGAUGUUCAGGAAGAGAAGAGUAUCAUACAGGAAAUUGAACUUCAGACAUAUCUGAAUAGGUUAAUAAGUGAAGACAUGCAGCGUAGAAAAAGGAAAGCGGCGAAAGGAAAAACGGCGAAUAUAGAAGAAGAAUGUAAUAAGUACACCAGCGAGCUAAAUAAUUUAUGUGCCAAAAUAGAUAAUAGGAGAAGGAAACGUGACGUUCCCGAUUACCUAUGUGGGAAGAUAAGCUUCGAAAUACUAAGGGACCCGGUGAUCACGCCGAGCGGCAUCACGUACGAGAGGAAAGACAUUGAAGAACAUCUUGAGCGCGUCGGCUAUUUCGAUCCGCAGACGCGCGUGGAGCUAACAGCAGAUCAGCUCAUCCCUAACUUAUCGAUGAGGGAGGUUGUCGACUCUUUCCUUCAGGAGAACGAGUGGGCGCUCGACGAUUAACUAGUUCAAGUUUAUCUUUGGGUAAUCAAGUUUUUUUUCUAUUGUUGUUUAAUUUUUAAGUAGGUUUAUUUUA
Cydia fagiglandana is the source of this 928-nucleotide messenger RNA. RefSeq names its product E3 ubiquitin-protein ligase CHIP-like. The transcript has a single exon. NCBI's taxonomy places the organism in Eukaryota, Metazoa, Arthropoda, Insecta, Lepidoptera, Tortricidae. Gene Ontology annotation, cellular component: Z disc; cytoplasm. Bases 1 to 855 code for a protein of 284 amino acids. Gene Ontology annotation, biological process: proteasome-mediated ubiquitin-dependent protein catabolic process; protein polyubiquitination; cellular response to misfolded protein. Gene Ontology annotation, molecular function: protein-folding chaperone binding; ubiquitin protein ligase activity. The record is from RefSeq and is a predicted model, not a curated record.